Prunus armeniaca (apricot) is the source of this 210-nucleotide messenger RNA. Lineage: Eukaryota; Viridiplantae; Streptophyta; Magnoliopsida; Rosales; Rosaceae. The record is from the annotation of a GenBank genome assembly.
AUGGCUACCACCAACAGCGCUAGCAUGAGUUUGAAGCUUCUGAUUGACACAACAAGCCACAAAGUUCUGUUUGCUGAAGCAAGCAAGGAAGUUGUUGAUUUCCUUUUCAGUUUUCUGUCUUUUCAUGUUGCAACUGUUACUAGGCUCCUCUCAACUGAUGGUAUGGUUUGGUUGCUUAGGCAACCUUUACCAGAGUGCCGAAAGUCUUAG